GGGUGAGAGAGAGAGAGAGAAAAGAGGGGGAGCACAUGUGUAUGCUUGUCACUGAGGGGCUGGGAGAAGGACUAAGGGAAGCGAGGUAGCUGGCCACAGCCGCCAUAUGCUGACUGGAUUCCUGUUCAUGUCUGCUGUGUGAAGACUGUAGGUUAGUGUUGUGUGUGCUGGCCGGGCUGGGGAACACACCAUGGGAAGCUCACAUCUCCUCAACAAAGGCAUGCCUCUAGGCAUCAGGCCACCCAUCAUGAACGGACCCAUGCACCCGCGCCCCCUGGUGGCGCUGCUGGACGGGCGCGACUGCACUGUGGAGAUGCCUAUCCUCAAAGACGUAGCGACCGUGGCCUUCUGUGACGCUCAGUCCACACAGGAGAUCCACGAGAAGGUGUUGAAUGAGGCUGUAGGAGCGUUGAUGUACCACACCAUCACUCUGAUGAAAGAAGACCUGGAGAAGUUCAAAGCUCUUCGUAUAAUCGUGCGCAUCGGGAGCGGCUACGACAACAUUGACAUCAAAUCUGCAGGGGAACUUGGCAUCGCUGUAUGUAAUAUGCCAGCAGCUUCAGUGGAGGAGACAGCGGACUCCACUCUGUGCCACAUCCUCACCUUGUACCGACGCACCACGUGGCUGCAUCAGGCUCUGAGGGAAGGCACACGGGUUCAGAGUGUGGAGCAGAUACGUGAGGUGGCGUCGGGGGCAGCAAGGAUCAGAGGAGAGACGCUGGGACUCAUAGGACUUGGUCGAGUGGGGCAGGCUGUGGCUCUGCGAGCCAAAGCCUUUGGCUUUAAUGUGAUUUUCUAUGACCCUUAUUUGGCUGACGGAGUAGAAAGAUCCCUAGGACUUCAGAGGGUCACCACACUACAGGACCUGCUCUUCCACUCUGACUGCGUCUCUCUACACUGCAGCCUGAACGAACACAACCACCACCUGAUCAACGACUUCACCAUCAAACAGAUGCGUCAGGGGGCAUUCCUGGUAAACACAGCCAGGGGAGGUUUGGUGGAUGAGAAGGCUCUGGCUCAGGCUCUGAAGGAGGGAAGGAUACGUGGAGCCGCUCUGGACGUGCAUGAGACAGAACCCUUCAGUUUCAGUCAGGGCGCACUGAAGGAUGCCCCCAAUCUGAUCUGCACUCCUCACGCUGCCUGGUACAGUGAACAGGCUUCACUGGAAAUGAGAGAGGAGGCAGCCAGGGAGAUUCGAAGGGCUAUUACAGGUCGUAUUCCAGACAGUCUGAAGAACUGUGUGAACAAAGAGUUUCUCUCCCAGAACAACCACUGGACAGGAGUUGACCCAUCGUCUGUCCAUCCAGAGCUAAACGGGGCGUAUAGGUAUCCCGCAGGAGUUGUGAGCUUGCCAGCCGGCGGCCUCCCACCUCCAGUUGAAGGCAUUGUGCCCAGCGCUGUGCCCAUCACACACACCCUCCCGCCUGCUAUCACACACCCUCCUCAUGCCCCAUCUCCUGGACAAAACACAGUAAAGCCACCAGAGGGAGACAGAGAGCAGCAUCUGAACGACCAACUGUAGCCACACACACACACACAUAAAAGCUUAUCCAUGUUGUCUGGUAACUGGAGGAGGUCGACAUGACAACUGGUGACAAAGCAGUGAGUUCCCUAGUGACAACUUAUCAGAUUUACAGAUUGUCAGAUCGACAGGUUGAGGUCCCAAAAAACAGCCCAUUCACCACUCUACAAAAAGGAAGAAGAUGAAGAUGAUGUUAAAGAGGAUGAGGAGCGGACAGCUGUCAAAUGCUGUAACUCAAGCACAAGACAGUUGUCCUCUGCUCUGCCCAGAAGUCCCAAGAAAGACUGUAAAACUCAAGGUCCACAGUUUGAUCUUCACACAACAACUUGACUAGCUUUUUAAGUAUUUUCCUCUGCCAGAAGUAAAAAAACAAAAACAACAAAAAAACAACACAUAUUUCUUGAUUUGGAAAUAUUUAAAAAAAGAAAUCAAAUUCUGCUGUCUUAGACUGUAGUGUGUCCAAAGUUAGAAGAGAGCCGUUCAUGUCUUUCUCUCCCUUUCUGUGUGUCUUUCUCUUAGUUUGAUGUACGAGCAAGUAGUAGGUUAUGAAAUGAAUGUAACCUGUCGGUGUACAGUUUUUAGACUUGCAGCAAGAAGUUACUGACAUUUGUAUCCCAGUCUUACACAAAAACAAGAGUUAUGCGAUCACUCUAUGUAGCCAAACUGGUGUGAGAACUGAAACAUGUUUUGUUUUUUGUUUGUUUUUUGUCCCCAAAUUAACAAGCUCAUCCAUCCCUCCAAAAAAAGAGGCAGCUUUUUGCACACCAUCUCAGGAAAUUAAGUUUCCGCGGUUGGUUUUCCCCCCUCAAUAUUCUUUCACCCGUUUGUGCUAUGAACCUCGUGCUUUUGUUUUUUUACCUGCUUGCCUUUUGUGUUCCACUACAUUAGAAAGAGAACUUAAGUUCAUCUAAUGUCGGCUUUUGUUUGUCAUGUUUAAAGGAGCAUGUGAUUUUGCUCUUGGACAUUAUGUAAAUGUUUCUCCCAAAUUGAAGGGGUUGUGGGAGGAAAGGCUGCAGGCAGGUGGCAAAAUGGUAUGCUUGGCUCGAGCGACUUCAUUACCAGUCACGAUUUCUAAAUUGCAAAACAGACUGGUUGUGUUAAUUACUGUGUAUGACAAAGCCGCUUGUCCAUGAGGUGAUUCUUCUAAAAAUGUACUUAUCUUUGUCUUCUUCUUGUGCGAUGAUCCAGUACUUCCACAAUCACACAGUAACCGUUCGGCACAGCGAGGUUUACAAAUGACGCACAGCACCGAUGGAUCGGUGUUUUGCUUCUUGCUGCUAAAUAAGUAUUUCACAAAAGUCGUCCGUCUAGCUCUGGAUAAAACAUUCACAUCCUCUUGAAGACAGUUAAUGCAAGUGGACAGAUGAGGAACAGUUGUGUGCUUGAUGUUUGGUCAAAACUAUUUUUGUUUUUAUAUUUUUGAUUUUCUCCAAUAUCAUCUUUUUUUAAGAAUAAUUUGAAAAAAGAGCUUCAUGGCGUGUCAUUUUAAAGAGCUCGCUAAAAGAGAAACAACCUACUUUACUUUGUGCAAACAAAAAAACUAUGGUUUUACAAAACCGUGAGUGACAUCAUGGAUGCACAAGAAAAGAUAUUUAAUGAUAGCAUGUCAGAAUGUAUGAAUUGUUCCAGUAGAAUCCCUUUAACAUUUCAUGAUGGCUCCUUCCUGAGUAUACCGUUUAGCCACCCUCUGUGGCUUCUGUCUAUGUGUACAUAUGGUGUUCUGCCUGCCUGUGUCAAUGUGACUUGGUUGUAUCUGUGUCUAAAGAAAAAAAAAAAAAAAGCAGCACUGGGAGGAGGGGUGGUGACUAGCACUCAACAUUACAAAUACUGCCAUCCAAAUACACAAGUUAAAAAAGAAUAACUCUCUGACUUAAAGGUCCAGUGGUGUAAGAAUUAGAGGCAUUGAACGGUGGCAACUUCAGAUUGGAACUAAUGAAGGACUCCUUUGCUCAUGCCCACUUUCCCAAGCGUGUGAGGGAACUACAGUGGCCUUUGCACACCAGAAAGGAUGUCACCCUUCUUCAUCAGCAUAGUAAGCUCCUGCUUUAAAAUGAGAAAGGCACCCUUUACACCUGGCAUUAGAAUUCUCCCCUUACGUCACCUCCCUCCAUUCUUCUGCAAAGAUUUCCAGCAGCAGACUACAGCGUCACGUCCUAUGUGCUGCCAUAUCAACAACUGCAUGUGAAGUCACUCUAUUGCAUGGACUUCUCUUUGCUUUUAAAAGCGAGGGAAGAAGUUGUGGAAAGACAACAAAAGCAGAGGAGACUGCACAGUUUUGUCGUCAUUUUCACAUUAGCUGUGGUUGGAGCUACCAACGUAUUUCCACUCACAUAGUGGAGAUGCAUCAGAGACUCGUUGCAUUUACACUUCUGCUCAAUGUGGACACAAUGUGUCUCUGACCAGCUCCCAAUGUGGCUUGGCAGAUCGGAUAACUGUCCUCAAUGCCUCCCGGAUGUAUUUACACCUGUACUUAGAAGUGGUCAGAUGCCAUCUUAUUGCAAUGUGAUCACAGAAACAUGCAUUUUACUGCCAGGUGUAAUGGUGGCCUCCUUAAUGCAAGGCAAUUGCUUAAAGUACAUAAAAUGCUUAUGCUAAAGAUACAAAAGAAUGAUUACACACUUACACAAACAUACUUAUGGCUAGUUUGUUCAAUGUUUUGCCAAUAAAUCCUCCCAAAUCUCCUCACUGGAACUUUAAGAUAGCGAAUUGAGCCAAACUUUUUACUGGUCACAUUCCCACAAUGCGACAACCAAACAAAACUGUUACGUCAGGGGUAAAACACCUGACGGUCUCUCCCUCAUGAUGAAUAUUUAUUACCGAUUCCAGCUCCUGUGUUGUUGGUGUUAGCGGGCCCAGCUGAGUGACGGUGCUUUCUCAACCCCCUUCUACCAGCAGCUGAGUAGUUAAAACAGUCCACUGUUGCCUACCUGGUUGUCUUCAUGGUGAGGUAGUCAGUGUAGCAAUCAGGGAUGGAAAUUUCACAAGCCCAAGCUAGCGUCGAGUUCUCUACAGCCAGAUACCAAACCGGGGAUUUUGUCCAGAACCUCCAAAACACUGAAAGGAAUGUGCAAAUAUUUUGGACGUUAUGCUUCAUCUUUCCUCACCAGAUGCCUGUCAUUGUGUGGAGGAGAAACUCUUCAGUUGUACUUCAGUCUAAUAUAAACUCAAAGCAUUCCUUACUCAAACCAAUGAGUGCCACAAUCAACAACAGCACACUGUUUUUUUUUUUUGUUUGUUUGUUUGUUUUCAAGUGACAAAGUGCUCUUUGAAAUUCCAUCCCUGAUAGUGACAAACAGUCCACUGUUGCCUACCUUGGUCCCUUUUAUGGUAUAGUAGGCGUAGCAAUAUACAGUAUACAUAUUCUAUAUUCUACAGUAAAUAUCAUUAUUUUUGGUCAAAACUGACAACCUGACAAAGAUAUGUUUGUGACUGUAUGCAUUUGUAUGAAUUAUUUUAAAAGGAAAUAAACUGUGGAAAGGUGAA
This is a messenger RNA of Solea solea (common sole), 5005 nucleotides long. Its product is annotated as C-terminal-binding protein 1. The transcript has 11 exons. The coding region runs from base 191 to 1522 and encodes 443 amino acids. Gene Ontology annotation, molecular function: oxidoreductase activity, acting on the CH-OH group of donors, NAD or NADP as acceptor; NAD binding; transcription corepressor activity. The record is from RefSeq and is a predicted model, not a curated record. Lineage: Eukaryota; Metazoa; Chordata; Actinopteri; Pleuronectiformes; Soleidae.